CACUGCCCUAUGUAUAAACAACAAUGGCGGCUGUCACGUCGAGAGUAGAGGAGUUGAUUAAUUAUUUUAAGACACACAACAAAAUUCGCGAGCAGCAAAGUCAUUCGGCAAAAGUUCACAGCGUAGGAUGGAGUUGCGAUGGCAAGUUACUGGCUUCAGGCUCCUUCGAUAAGUCUGUUUGUAUAUUUUCGUUGUGUCCUGAUCGCUUGAAGCAGGAGACAACUUUCAGAGGACAUGGCGGCAGUGUGGAUCAACUUUGCUGGCAUGCAUUUUAUCCAGAAUUAUUAUCCACAGCAAGUGGAGACAAGACUGUUCGUAUUUGGGACACAAGGACACAGAAGUGUACGGCAAACAUUGGCACCAGAGGAGAGAAUAUCAACAUAUCUUGGUCGCCAGAUGGUAAUACCAUCGCGGUGGGGAACAAAGAGGACCUGGUUACUUUCAUUGAUGCCAGAGUAAUGAAGAUACGUGCAGAGGAGCAGUUCAACUUUGAGGUGAACGAGAUCUCAUGGAACAAGGACUCGGAUACUUUCUACCUGACAAAUGGUCAAGGUUGCGUCCACAUACUCAGCUACCCAGAACUGAAAUUGCUGCAUGUAAUCAAAGCACAUCCGGGUACCUGCAUUUGUAUCGAGUUCGACCCGACCGGUCGAUACUUUGCCACAGGAUCCGCAGACGCUCUGGUCUCCUUGUGGGACGCCGACGAGUUGUGUUGCCUGAGAACAUUUUCGAGGUUGGAAUGGCCUGUCCGGACUAUCUCUUUCUCGUACGACGGCCAAUUACUGGCAGCCGCGUCGGAAGACUUGGUUAUUGAUAUCGGUGAAGUGGAGACUGGCGAGAAGAUUACCGAUAUCACAGUGGAGGCGGCAACCUUCACCGUCGCCUGGCAUCCGAAGCAGUAUCUCCUGGCUUACGCGUGUGACGACAAAGACACGUACGAUCGAAAACGCGAUGCCGGCAGCUUAAAGGUGUUUGGCUUUGCCAAUGAGUGAAAUUAUUUUGUAGCGCCUGUAUCGGUACUGCCAUUGGUGUAUUGCCCGAGAUACAUCUUGUUUUUAUAAAUAAACACAGCAAUAUGGGGCAGGAA
Messenger RNA from Odontomachus brunneus, 1087 nucleotides. RefSeq names its product THO complex subunit 3 (gene tex). Gene Ontology annotation, biological process: mRNA export from nucleus. The transcript is spliced from 2 exons. Gene Ontology annotation, cellular component: THO complex part of transcription export complex. NCBI's taxonomy places the organism in Eukaryota, Metazoa, Arthropoda, Insecta, Hymenoptera, Formicidae. The record is from RefSeq and is a predicted model, not a curated record. The coding region runs from base 24 to 992 and encodes 322 amino acids. Gene Ontology annotation, molecular function: protein binding.